UCUCGGCGCCAAACAGAAACUUUCCUCCGCGCUUCAUCGCUGUUUAAUGAUUUGUUUUAUUGAUGUUCUUCAGAUUUUUUCUUUCUUUAGGUUUCAUCGGUGUUUUGAGUCGAGUUCCCGAAGGUUAUUUUAGUUUCACGCUGAAAAACUGAGAGUUUAUCGCGCGUUUCGUGCAGGAAGAGAAGAAAGAGUUUAAAAUGGCAGAUGAUUCUGAUCAGAGAUCAGUUUUAAUGGAGAUCCCAGAACCACAGGCCAAGAUCACAGGACGUCUGAGGAGAUCCUACAUGGAUGUGCUGUCCGGCGGAGCGAGACACGGGAGACGGGGACACGUGUGUGUGUGUGUGUGUCGUGAUGUCAGGACUCUCAAACACUCCUCAGUGUCUGAAGUGGACACAGGUCCAGAGAGACGCCGGACUCCAGGCCGUUUGGACACGUGUGUGACGUCCGUCUCCAGACACCUGCUCAGAAGUCUUCUGCUGGCCGAGCAGUCCGUUCAGAUGGCGUCCGUCUCGCUGACCUCUGACCUCAGGCUCUUACUGGAGGAUCUGCAUCAGAAGAAGAGCAGUGUGUACAGAUCCAUCCCAUACUCCCGUCUGGGCUCCAACAGAGACGCACACUGCUUCAGGAAAGCCCGGCCUCAGCUGAUGGCCUUCAGGCGCUCGUGUCAGGACGGAGGCCGUCUGCUGCUGCAGGAAGCUCAGUGGGAGAAGCUGCUGGAGUUCGUUCAGACGGCGUGUCGCUACGCCAGCGAGCUCCCGCAGUGGGAGACCAGCUCCCAUAAUGCACUGCAGGAGCACUGCUACAACACGCUAGCAGCGUUCUGUACCGCGGCGCUGAGGAAACACAGACCCACCGCACGCAGAGCUGGAGAACUGCUGCGCAGGUUCAAAAUGGCUCCGGUGUCGAGUCACGUGAUCGGGCCGUGUUUAGAAGAGCUGGAGAAGAUCCUGCAGGGAUAUCAGAGCGGAGAAUCACACACACAGAUCCUCCUGAGUGACGUCGCUGAGGUCUCACUGUGAUGCACGUCGAUCCGUCAGCGCACGAGACCCCGCCCACAGCGCAAGAGACCCCG
Molecule: messenger RNA, 1072 nt
Organism: Carassius auratus (goldfish)
Lineage: Eukaryota; Metazoa; Chordata; Actinopteri; Cypriniformes; Cyprinidae
Exons: 5
Coding region: 198-1019 (273 amino acids)
Biological process (GO): proteasome localization; nuclear protein quality control by the ubiquitin-proteasome system
Cellular component (GO): nuclear membrane; nucleus
Molecular function (GO): proteasome binding
Source: RefSeq, a predicted model, not a curated record